UCCAAUCUCCUUAGCAAGACUGCACUGGCGCUCUGUUGAGUUCACUUGGAGAAAAAAUGGCUGGUUAUCAACUUUAUUACUUCGAUUCCCGAGGUCGGGCAGAGAUCAUUCGACUAUCAUUCGUUGCUGCGAAUAUAGAAUACGAAGACGUCCGAUUGACGCGUGAGCAAUGGGCUAAGGAGAAAGAAACUGGCAGGCCCCCCUUGGGUCAAGCACCAUUUCUAGUGACUCCCGAUGGAAAAGUGCUUGGUCAGUCUCAAGCAAUCAUGAAGUAUGUUUGCAGAAUAGGUGGUUUGAGCCCAACAGAAAGUUUUGAUGAGGCAAUUGCUGAUAUGAUUGUGGGUGGAGUGGAAGAUUUCUUCCAAUCUUUGUUAAAGAUUCACAUGGAAAAGGAUGAAGCUAAAAAGAUGGAGCUGCUAAAAGAAUUCUUUGAAGAAACUCUUCCUAGCCGACUGCCAAAAUAUGAAAAUAUUUUGAAAGCCAACAACGAAGGCAAGGGUUUCUUUGUUGGUGAUAAGCUUACAUAUGCUGACAUCAUUUUCUUUGACCUGAUGAACCUUUUGGAGAAAGGUGAACCGACUGCCCCGAAGGCACUCGAGAAGUUCCCAUUAUUGGCUGCACAUCACAACCGUGUGCUGGAUGUGCCAGAAAUAAAGAAAUGGGUGGAGACACGCCCAAAAACAGAGCAUUAAUUCUUUUGUGAUUCUGACCUGUUGUUGGUUACCAGAUUUAUACAUAGAAAAAACAAUAAACUAAACUGAAAACUUA
This is a messenger RNA of Stylophora pistillata, 768 nucleotides long. Its product is annotated as glutathione S-transferase. The record is from RefSeq and is a predicted model, not a curated record. Lineage: Eukaryota; Metazoa; Cnidaria; Anthozoa; Scleractinia; Pocilloporidae. Gene Ontology annotation, biological process: glutathione metabolic process. Gene Ontology annotation, molecular function: glutathione transferase activity.